Messenger RNA from Aspergillus heteromorphus CBS 117.55, 1896 nucleotides. Its product is annotated as fungal specific transcription factor domain-containing protein. Gene Ontology annotation, molecular function: DNA binding; zinc ion binding; DNA-binding transcription factor activity, RNA polymerase II-specific. Gene Ontology annotation, biological process: regulation of DNA-templated transcription; DNA-templated transcription. The record is from RefSeq and is a predicted model, not a curated record. The coding region runs from base 1 to 1788 and encodes 595 amino acids. NCBI's taxonomy places the organism in Eukaryota, Fungi, Ascomycota, Eurotiomycetes, Eurotiales, Aspergillaceae. The transcript is spliced from 6 exons. Gene Ontology annotation, cellular component: nucleus.
AUGGUCUCUACCCCCACCAUCUCCCGCCAACGCCCGGGCUCUGCCUGCGAGGAGUGCCGUCGUCGCAAGGUCCGCUGUGACCGCCGCCGGCCCCAGUGCCAGGUGUGUUUUGAGACGGGCAUCGAGUGCAAGAUAAACACCACCCGGCUGCCCCGGGGGCCGCGAAAGGGGCAACUGCGGACCCUGCGGACGCGAAUCGCUGCCCUGGAACGCUGUCUGGCCGACCAACACCCCGAGAUCAACCACCAGAUGGCCAGUUUGUUCGACGGAUCUCUAAUCGACUGCGACUCGGAGGAAGAUCCGCUGCGUGAUCUGCCUGCCUUGCCGGGCCCGUUAUCGCUCCCGGUGCUGGAGCCGUCAUCAUCUGAGGGUCGAGGGACCAAAUCGCCGCGAUCCCCGGGGUCUCCGAGCCGGCCAGGGCUGGUAUCGGAUCUGAUGCGAGCAGACCUGGACCAACUUUAUUUCGACCGAGUGCACCCGUUUGCCCCCAUCCUGCAACGGUGGCGAUACCACGUGUGGGCCAAACAGCCGAAGAAGACCGAGGCGCAGAUGUGCCUGCAGUACGCGAUGUGGACGGUGGCCGCCUCCCUGUCGGCACAGUUCCAGUCGCUGCGCGAUCGACUGUACGCGGAGACGCGGCGCAUGCUGGACACGCUGGACCUGCAGGGCCCCAAGACCGAUGCCACGGGGAUCGAGCAGGCGCAGGCGUGGAUCCUGGUGUGUAUCUACGAGUACAUGCAGCUGUCGCCGCUGCAGGCGUGGAUGAGCACCGGGCGCUGCAGUCGUUUGGUGCUGGGGAUGCGCCUGUACGAGCUCGACGACCCGAAUAGUCCAGUCACGAUGGCCAGGGAGCAGGAGGCGGUGCUGGUGGAUUGGAUCGGGCUGGAGGAGCAGCGUCGCACCUUCUGGAUGGCAUAUUGCCUGGAUCGGUUCAUCAGCUUUCAUAAUGGGCUGCCGUUUACGUUGAAUGAGCAGUUGAUCACCACCCGCCUCCCCAGCCCCGAAGAAGAGUUCCAAUCCGGCCAACCAACCCUGACGGCCUACCUGUCCGAACUGAUGUCCAUCUCCGUCCCCAGCAUGCCCUUCCGAUACCCUCACUCUCACCACCCACACCACCCCCAGCACCAUCCCCAUCACCCUCAUCAUCACCACCCGCACAUCAUCCCCCCACCCCCCACCCCGCCGAGCAGCACGCUCUCCGACCCCCUCUCCUCCUUCACCGAACUCAUCCUCCUCGCCACAAUAGUCGGCCGCGCCCUCACGCACCCAACAGCCACCCCGCACGCCCACCCCGCCGCGACGCCCAACACCGACACCGACACCUUCUGGACCAGACACACCUACCUUCACUCCCUCCUGACGACAAGGAUCCACAUCCUGGCGACGUAUCCGCAGGUCGACCCGAUGCUGAUGUUUGCGAGGAUUGUCGCCCAGAGUAUGGUGCUUUUCUUGCACAAUGUGCUCGAGAGUAUUACGUGGAAGACUGGCGAUCAUUUGCUGGGAAUCAUUGAGUUUGAGCGGCUGUGUGUCCUGGCGGCGCAUGAGGUUGUUGCGCUGGUGAAGAUGCAGGGGAGCUUGGGGUAUUUUAAGGUCCAUCCCCUAACCCCCAUCCCCCUAAUCAUGUGCACCGAGUUCUUCUCCGCCCACGGCUACCUCGACGCCUCCUUUGACAUCAUGGUCCACGAGCUGCUCGAGUGUCUGCAGGAUCUGGAACGUGUCAAGAAUCCCGUUCCCGUUCCGCUGUCGGUGUCGUUGUCGGUCGGGAUGGGGAGUCCGGAGGGGGAGUAAAACCUUCCCUUUUCUUCAUCGUCCCUCUCCCUAAUCUUUUUUUUUUUUUUUGAAUCGUUGUUUUCUUUUUCUUUUCUUUUUUUUAAUCCCUUCCUGCUUGCCUUGGUG